Messenger RNA from Oncorhynchus tshawytscha (Chinook salmon), 1339 nucleotides. RefSeq names its product CD82 antigen-like. The transcript is spliced from 9 exons. Lineage: Eukaryota; Metazoa; Chordata; Actinopteri; Salmoniformes; Salmonidae. Gene Ontology annotation, cellular component: membrane. The coding region runs from base 130 to 900 and encodes 256 amino acids. The record is from RefSeq and is a predicted model, not a curated record.
CUCUCUCUCUCUCUCUCCCACACACACGUCCUGUUCAGUCACACGCGCACACAACGGGACAAUCGAGAAGACGGAGGUCCGCUACAGCUAACCGUUAACUCCACAUUUUACACCAAAAAAAGGGUAACCAUGGGGAAGGGAUGCAUCACAGCAACCAAGUACUUCCUGUUCCUGUUCAACCUCAUCUUCUUUAUCUGUGGAGUGUUGAUCAUGAGCUUUGGACUGUGGGUCCUUCUGGAUAACCAGAGCUUUAUCGCUGUUCUGCAGGAGUCCUCCACCACUCUGAAAGUGGCGUCCUAUAUUCUGAUCACUGUGGGUUCUCUCUCCAUGGUUAUGGGCUUCCUGGGCUGUAUAGGAGCCAUCUACGAGAUACGCUGCCUGCUGGGCCUGUACUUCACCUGCCUCCUGCUCAUCCUCAUCGCCCAGGUUACGGCUGGCGUGCUCAUCUACUUCCAGAGAGACAGACUGCAACAGGAGAUGUCCACCAUCGUCAAGGGGAUGCUGGUCAACUACACUGGUCAGAACAGGACCACAGAACAUUCCUGGGACUAUGUGCAGAGGACGAUGAAGUGUUGUGGCUGGGUGUCUCCAGGUAACUGGUUGGAGAACGUGUGGAUCAAGAACAGUUCUGUCUCGUUGUACCCCUGCUCCUGUCGGAAUGAAACCCUGCCUGGGACAGACAUGAAUGAGACUGGGCUCUGUGAACACUUGUCUGCUGACCGGCCAGUAUACCAAACGGGCUGCAUGCAUAGUGUGGAGGCCUGGCUGUUGGAGAACUGUGGAGUUAUUCUUGGAAUCUGUGUCGGGGUGGCCGUCCUAGAGCUCCUCGGUAUGAUUCUGUCCAUGUGUCUCUGUAAGAGUGUUGUCCAGGAGGAUUACACCAAAGUUCCCAAGUACUGACUAUGAAGACCAGCAAAAGUCAUGCACACCGACACACAGACACACACACACACACAUGCAUAGCAUAGACACACUCUCACAGUGAAACACAGAAACAAACAACUGUCUGAUACCAUUCACCCUCUCCUAGCCUGGUAACUGACCCAGUCUGAUACCAUUCACCCUCUCCUAGCCUGGUAACUGACCCAGUCUGUCACCCCUGUCUGAAACCAUUCACACAUCGCUGUUGUCUUCAUUAUUUUUUAAAGCCAUUAUGAUGCCAGGUUUUAUGCCCUUCAGUAUUCAAACAAACACCUGUAUGUCCUUCUGUUCUAUCCUUGAAGCGCUUACCGUGGUAUUUAGUUAGCUCAGUCUUUGUAAGAGCACUUUAGUGACGUUUUGAGAGAGAGAGAGAGAGAGAGAGAGAGAGAGAGAGAGAGAGAGAGAGAGAGAGAGAGAG